Molecule: messenger RNA, 1740 nt
Organism: Rhinichthys klamathensis goyatoka
Lineage: Eukaryota; Metazoa; Chordata; Actinopteri; Cypriniformes; Leuciscidae
Gene: tmem64
Product: transmembrane protein 64
Exons: 3
Coding region: 624-1667 (347 amino acids)
Source: RefSeq, a predicted model, not a curated record
CGCACAGAAUACUGGGAAACAAACAGUGGUAUGAAUAACGCUCGGCGUAAACAUCCGUUGCUGAGGUGGGCAAGAGCUCGCAUAACACAAGUAAAACAACUCAUCCAGGGAACGCAACGACCGUCUAUCCGCGACUUUUAUAAUCGGUGUUAUUCUGGCCAAGAGAUGUGACAUGUUGAGCUGGGUGAGCGGCGGGACUUUGGACCGGAGCCUGGUUGGGAGUAACGUUACUGCAGUGAGCUGUGCCUGGAGUCGGGAAAGUUGAGCGACGCGUGUGUGUGAUUUAUCCGUCAGACGCGAUGACAGCAGCGAUCUGAACACGCCCGGAGGGAUUUCAUUCCUCUGAUGUUGGGAAGGAGGGUAUGGCGUUCAUAAGUGAACGACAGCAGACACAUUUGCAUCUUGAGUCCUUGAAGUGGUAACUUACAGCUCCACAUCAGUUUUCCCCAGAUAAAUUAUUAUACAUUACUGGAUUUUUCGGGACAAUUCCUCGCUAACCAGGGAAUUGAUUGCUGAUCCCUUUGUCAGAGGAUCCCCGGGAUUUGGCAACGUGUAAAUCCAAGGGUCAACAUUUUGGACUGGACGUCCAAUCAAUCAAUCGAGUGAAGUCAUAUGAAGAAGGGAUGAAUAUGUGGAGCUCAGGGUCAGUGCAGGGUGUGCUGAAAGCCCUGAAGCACGCCGCGGGGAAAGGACACAUCCAGCUCAGCCGCUGGCUGCAAAAGACCCCUGACUCACUGGACUGCGACAAGAUCGACAUCUUGAUCUGUAACGUCUUUGACGAGAGAGCCAACGGCGGGAAAUCGGAGGCAGAGCCCGCGGGACUGACCGAGACCGGUGCGCCCUUCACCCCCGAGUUCAGGCAUCCGUGUUGCAUUACCACCUGUUGCUUUAAAAGUGCCCUGUUGGCGUGCAUCCUGACAGCCGUGUGCUUCUCAUCGGUAGCUCUCGUGCGCCAGUACCUGAAGGAUGUCUUGUUGUGGGUGGAGAGUUUGGACAGUUUCGUGGGAGCCUUGCUGUUCAUUGUCGGCUUGAUCACGGUGUCUUUCCCCUGCGGCUGGGGUUAUAUCGUGCUGAACGUGGCCGCGGGUUAUUUAUAUGGGUUUGUGUUGGGGAUGGGACUGGUGAUGGUUGGGGUUUUGAUCGGGACUUUCAUAGCUCAUGUGGUGUGUAAGCGAUUGCUGACGAACUGGGUUCUGAGUAAGAUCGGGAGCAGUGAACAGCUGAGUGCUGUUAUUCGGGUGGUGGAGGGGGGAAGUGGACUCAAAGUUGUGGCCUUAGCGAGACUCACACCGAUUCCUUUCGGUCUCCAGAACGCGGUCUUCUCGAUCACAGAUGUGUCCUUGCCAAAUUAUUUAGUGGCUUCCUCAGUGGGACUUCUCCCAACACAACUCCUUAACUCCUAUCUGGGCACCACCCUGCGCACAAUGGAGGACGUGAUCGCAGAACAGAGCGUCAGUGGAUACUUUGUGUUCAGUCUACAGAUCUUCAUCAGCAUAGGCCUGAUGUUUUACGUUGUCCAUCGAGCACAAGUGGAACUGAAUGCCGCCAUCGCCGCCUGCCAGAUGGAGCUGAAGACGUCGUACAUGAAUGGCGGAGCGACCAACCACAGCGGCUCGACGUACUGCAGCAAACGGGCUGUGGCAGGAGGGGGGAUCAACGUGGUCUGAUCAACAUUUUUCUUGAGGAUGAAUAUUUUUCAACCCUCCAUCCAGUUGCAUUGCCCUGACUGGACGGGGGGAA